CGCUUUGGAAGCGAGAGUUUAUUUUUGGUGUCUUGACAUUGGAGCUCCUGUCAUGGCAGCGACCUCGCAAAGCAGUGGAAGUCUCCACCGUUCUUCGCACCCUUCCUCUCGAUGAUGGAUAACCUUAAAUAGGAGGUCUGCCCAAGUCGGAACACGGACGUGUUACUGUGGUACCCGAUGAACUACGACGCGUUACACAUUCGGGUUACGUCGCUGCCGUAACGAAACUCGUAAACCGAGGAUUUCUGGAAACCCAAUAAGAUUCUCUGUGUAUCUUGGACACCUAGUGCAUAGCUGUUUUGAUCACUCCAUCAUGACCAAGGAGGAGGAGAUUCCAGACUGGGUGGGCGCCCAUGAGUUCUAUGACAAGUAUGAGGCCAAGGAGAUACUGGGAAGGGGAGUGAGCAGCGUUGUGCGUCGCUGCGUGGACAAACGCACGUCUCAGGAGUACGCCGUGAAGAUCAUCGACAUCACCCCCUCGGACCAGACAACCCCACAGGAGAUCGAGGAGAUCAAGGACUCUACGGUGAAGGAGAUUGAUAUCCUCAAGAAAGUCUGUGGACGGGAGAACAUUAUACAGCUGAAAGACUGCUAUGAAUCCCACGUCUUCUUUUUCCUGGUUUUUGACUUGAUGAGAAAGGGUGAACUUUUUGACUACCUCACAGAGAAAGUAACUCUGAGUGAGAAAGAAACAAGGAACAUCAUGCGCGCUCUGCUGGAGGUGGUUCACUUCCUCCAUGAACAGAACAUAGUCCAUCGAGAUCUCAAACCGGAAAACAUCCUUUUGGAUGACCAGAUGAACAUCAAACUCACAGACUUUGGCUUCGCCGUGCAAAUCCAAUCGGGAGAGAAGCUUAAAGAGGUGUGUGGAACACCUCUGUAUCUUGCUCCCGAGAUCAUCCAGUGCUCCAUGGACCCUGGCCACGGUGGAUAUGGAACGGCUGUAGACAUAUGGAGUGCAGGUGUGAUCAUGUAUACACUGCUAGCUGGCUCGCCACCAUUCUGGCACAGGAAACAGAUGCUGAUGCUGCGUAUGAUCUUAAAGGGAGAUUACAGCUUCUCCUCCCCUGAAUGGGAUGACCGCUCCGACACUGUCAAAGAUUUAAUUUCUCGGAUGCUCGUAGUGGACCCCAGGCAGCGUUACACCGCCGUCGAUGUGCUCAACCAUUCGUUCUUCUCCCAGUACGUGGUAGCCGAAGUCCGACAAUUGAGCCCGUACAGAAAAUUCAAGGUCAUUUGCCUCACGGUACUCGCCACCAUGCGCAUAUACUGCAGCUACCGCAGAGUCAAACCAGUGACUAAGGAAGUGAUGAAAAGUGACCCGUAUGCGGUCAAGCCCAUUCGCAAGCUUAUCGACGCAUGUGCCUUCAAGAUCUACGGCCAUUGGGUCAAGAAGGGCCAGACGCAGAACAGAGCGGCACUUUUCGAGAACACUCCCAAGGCUAUCCUGCUGUCCAUAGCGGCAGAGGCGGAUGAGCGAGUGCAGCACAUCUUGUAAUAAGUGAAGGUCAACAAUAUAAAUAUUGAUACAGUUUCUUGAUCAAAUCGAAUUCACUUCAUUCACCACGUCCUUAUGUCUCUAUUAACGCUGCUGUGUAAGACAAAAUACGUUUUGUAAAGAAACAGCACCACCUGCUGGAUCUAGUUAGAAACUGCACCAUGCCGUGAGUGUAGUCCAACAGCAGUUUAUUUUGAUGUGGUUUACAACAUUUAUUCUAAAAACAAUGUUAGCUAAUUAUAUAAUGAAAAUGCUGGAUUUGUUUAGGUGUUCACUCUGGGUCUUUAUGAUAAAAUGAGCCAACGUUUGCCAUCAACGCAUUGUCUAAUGUGCCAUGAUAUCGUUUUGCUUAACAUCAUGUGAUUCCGUUUGAAAUGCAGCUGCUUUUAAAAGUGAAAAUUAUUCAACGUUUUAAUAAUAAACAGAACUUUUAGUUGUU
Molecule: messenger RNA, 1937 nt
Organism: Syngnathus typhle (broad-nosed pipefish)
Lineage: Eukaryota; Metazoa; Chordata; Actinopteri; Syngnathiformes; Syngnathidae
Product: phosphorylase b kinase gamma catalytic chain, skeletal muscle/heart isoform-like
Exons: 11
Coding region: 314-1498 (394 amino acids)
Biological process (GO): glycogen biosynthetic process; protein phosphorylation
Cellular component (GO): phosphorylase kinase complex
Molecular function (GO): calmodulin binding; phosphorylase kinase activity; ATP binding
Source: RefSeq, a predicted model, not a curated record